Molecule: messenger RNA, 495 nt
Organism: Dentiscutata erythropus
Lineage: Eukaryota; Fungi; Glomeromycota; Glomeromycetes; Diversisporales; Gigasporaceae
Source: the annotation of a GenBank genome assembly
AAUAUUCAAAAUACUAGAUAUUUAGAAAUUUUUUCUGAUGAAAGUGUAGUUGAUGAUUGGUAUAAAGCUGUAUUAGAAUUAUCAAAAAAGAAUCCUGGUGAGGUUAAAUAUUCUAUUGAGAAGGUAUCUCGGGAAUGGUAUACAUUACCUCAUAUUAUUCAUGUAACUCAAAAUGCUCCUGAAAAUGAAUUAAAAGAAUUUAAAGAAAAAUGUUCUGGAAAUACAUUUGGUAAUCCUGGUUCAAAUACAGGUCAAGGAGGCAAUCCAACUGGUGGAAAUACAGGAGGUUCAGGAAAUAGUACAGGAUCUAAUCCAAAUGAAUCAGAUGCUAAUAAACCUAAUAAUUCCGGAUUCGGUUUAAAUCAAAAACAAAGAUUGGCUCUUGAUGAAAUAUUUAAAAAUCUUCAAAUGCAACGAACCGACAAUGAUGAUAAUGACCUUGAAGAACUUAGAAAAGUUUCACAAAAACUUGCAGAAUUACUUAAUAUGCAAAAU